Paramecium pentaurelia is the source of this 1063-nucleotide messenger RNA. The record is from the annotation of a GenBank genome assembly. NCBI's taxonomy places the organism in Eukaryota, Ciliophora, Oligohymenophorea, Peniculida, Parameciidae.
AUGUAAUUCUCUGACAUUACAAACAAUGAAAAUUCAUAUCAUAAUCUGAAGACUAAGUCUUUAAUUUCUCAAAAAACUAUUCCUGCAAGUCCUAAGAAAAAACCGUCUUUAAAUUACAUGGAUAUCCAUAACUUUAAAUUCGAGUGGAUCUGUUUGGAUGACUUUGAAUUGGAAAUUAUGAAUCAAAUCGAUUGUAAUCCAUUCUAAUAUUCUUACUAUGAAUAAAUGUAAUGGUUCCAAAAUUAUCAUUUUCAUUUCUCAUAUCCACUCAAAUUGGAUCACAUUAAUGUAUGAAUAUAUAUUUUAUUUCUUAUAGACCUAAGAAUCUCUUAAACGUCAUUCAAUUUGUGAAUUGAGAAGAAAUAAUCUAUUAUGUUGGAUGGGUUAAGUUUUGAGUUCUUAUGAUAGUACCUCAAAUGAAACUUAUUUUUUAGCCAUCUCAAUUUUUGAUAAAUUUCUUUAACAAUAUCCCUUUAGUCUAGGCAAUUAAGAACUCUUAGGUAUUGGGAUAAGUUGUUUGAGUUUGGCUUCUAAAUAAAAGGAUAUAUAUUGUUUAAGUUCAUCAUAACUUAUCUAAAUAAGUGGUGAGAAAAUGACUGAAGAUUAGUUAGCAAAAUGUCAAUAUUAAAUCUUACAAACUAUAUAAUACUAAAUAGAAAUGCCAAAUUAUUUUAAGAAUUUUGAUUAUAUAAUGCGUGACUUGGAGUUUAGAUACUUUAAACAAAUAAGAUCAAACAUUAUUGAUAAUUCUUUGAUGAAACUCAAAAUAUCAGCUAUUUAUAAAUGCACUCUUAAUUUAUUAACAUUUGUUACAUAGUAUUAUGAUACAACAAUAUUUUAUUAAAGUACUAUUGCUUAUUGUUGUAUAUUGUAUACAAUAAAAAGAAUGGAAUUAUUGAAUUUUAGAUUGCUUAAUGAUUUGAGUUAAAUUUUAGUGUAAAUUUAAAUUGAUUAGGAUAUAAUGAAUACAGAGAUAGCUUUAAAAUAUAUUUAUAGACUAUGCUAAAAUGAUUUGACAUAAAUACAAUCAGAAUCAUUAUCAUAAACAGAUUUCAAAUAUUGA